Salvelinus fontinalis (brook trout) is the source of this 12865-nucleotide messenger RNA. RefSeq lists its product as uncharacterized. The record is from RefSeq and is a predicted model, not a curated record. NCBI's taxonomy places the organism in Eukaryota, Metazoa, Chordata, Actinopteri, Salmoniformes, Salmonidae. Bases 215 to 8116 code for a protein of 2633 amino acids. The transcript is spliced from 23 exons.
CCACUGGUACAGACUUUUAUCACUUGCGCUCCCUGCGCAUUGCAAAUGCGCUCUUGGCCACUUGGCAUGCGUUUUUUUUUAUCUUGCUAUAGCUUGCAAAUAGUCUGCGUGGAUCGGUUCAAUCAACUUUUUGUGUUUCUUAUUUCGAUUUCUGUAUAAUAUUUUCAAUUCAAUGUAUUAUCGACUUCAUUGAAAAGCAUAAUUUCGGGCAACCAUGAGUAAAUCUGGAACAUUUAAAAUAAAGAAUUUGUUUCAUAAAACAAAGUCACUUGAUAAAGUAAACAAGGACGGUGGAAAUAAUACAUUUAAAGAUGCAACUUCAUAUGUAGAUGGAGAGCCUGCAAGCCCUUUACCGUCGAGUCGCGGACUUGUCAGCCCAAAAGAUGGGACGUUUCCCGGUGAUAUUCUACCUACAAUCCCACCGAACGAGGAGAAAAAGAAGAAGAAACGGUUCCUGUCCAUUAAGCUCAAGAAGAAACGCUCCAAGGACUCGGGGAGCAUCGACGACCCAUUGUUCUGUACCGGUGCCGACGAGCUCGACAGCUUCAGCAGUAACAUGAGUUUUGAUCAACUGAGUGUGUCGACAGAGUACAGCGUCAACAGCACCAGGACGGAGAGAGACAGGGACGCUACCUCCAUGUUCAGCUUCGACAUGUCAGCCUUCAACAGCCUCAGCCCCACCAAGUCCAGAAAUAAGAGCUCGGAGGGAAUGUUUAACCGCAUCAGCAGUUUAUUUUCCACCAAGAAGAAGAAGAGCCGGAGUGGUUCACUCUCAGUAGGCUCAGAGGAUGGAUCCUGGCUGGGUCCUGGCUCUCCCAUCUCUCCCUCGUCCCCUGGUUCUUCUCUCUCCCCCCACCAGAAGGACGGGCCGAGGACCACCACUACCCAGAAAGAGGGGGAGGUAGUGGAAGCGGGAGCUGGGCCAGUGCUGGAGAGUCUGUCGGAACUCCAAGCGAGGGGGUCAGUGUUCAGUAGCAGCUCCAGCCCUAGUACAUCCUUCCAAGCCUCUCUGGUGGUGGCGGACACAGAGGACCUGCCGUUUGCAGACAGUGACAGCAGCGGCCGGGGCAGCGUGAGGGAGGUGCAGGUGUGCAGGAUCAGCCGGGCGGAAGCAGAGUCAGACGGAGAGGCAGACAGGAAUUCUGGGAAUCUGACUCCCACGAACUUGUCCCCCUCCGAAGCAGAGCAAGCCCCAGAGCUCGGCCUCACUAAGGACGUGGUGGAGGAGGUGAGCAGGAGGCUGCAGGUAUAUCUGAAGGAACAAACCACUGUGAAAGACGGAGAGGGGUUGGAGUGGGGCGACCCAGUGAUCCAAACCACCCUCAGGUCGUUUGAGCUCUCUCAAUCUCACCUUAAGACUGACGUCAUCUCUCUCGGCAUCGAGUCUAAAAAGACCUCUCUGAAAACAUCUGUUGGAGGGAAGGGGAGUUACCUGCUGGGAGUGACUCUAGGCUCUCAGUCUCACACCCCGUUCUCCUCAGACCCACAGCCAGAGGGUGAGGAGGGAGAGAACAGCCCAGCCAUGGGGAAGAAGAGCAGGAGAAGGGCUCUGAAACCCACCAGCAUCAGCACGGCUGAAACAGCUCCCCCCAGCCAGAUGACGUUACCUGGGGGAGAGGGGACGAGGCGGGACUCACCUGCGAAGCUACACAAACCUGUGUGGGUGGAAACACACCUGGGAGAAGAGCCCAUACCUGUGACUGUGGCCCCUGUGGAGUACACUGAUACUGCCAGUCUCCUGGCCACUGUAACCCUUUCAGCAGUAUCCGGUGGCAGAGAGCCAGAGCUGGCUGUAUCCACAGCACCAGUCUCCAAGGACUCCGAAACAAACACAGCCCGGCCAGAGGCGACCAGUCCAGCCACAGACUCCGAGUGCAGCCCCCCUCUAGAGGAUCAGACGGCCCUGAGCAAAGAGGAAAAGCGCAGGAGUGUGAAACUGUCCCACAGUGAGAAGCUUUUCACUAAGAAGGUGUAUGUGAGCCCUGAGCCCAGUUUUGAUGGGGAUGAGCAGACAGAGAGAGAGCUGGAAAAGAAUGACAUCGUAGACUUGGCUUCAAAGAUUCCUCAGAAGUCUGAGGUGAAACUGCUGCCAAGCCUCAAAAAGGUGAAUGUAAAUCUCAAGGAACCAAACAAUGACUGUAUCAUCUCCGUGGGAGAGAUAACUGAGGGUACAGACUUUGACCUAAGCCACCAUGAGCUCAAAGCUGUAGACAGUUCCCCAACCCCAGAUCUGGAUGAGGCCUCUCCAACCACAACCAUGCCAGGACGCAAAACACAGCCUAACACUGGGGGUUCAGGGGUUAGAGGUCAGGGGAUGCCCCAGGUCACCCCGUCUAAAUCAGGGGAUAAAGUAGGACAUGUUGCCAGUCGGUUAAAGAGCCCAUCUCCUUCUGUUGGACCCAAGUCCAAAGCUGGCCUGGGCAUGGCUAAGGGAAAGGGUCUCACAGAUGGUGGAAAGUCUUGGGUUUCUAGUGAGGCUCCAUCGCAAAGGACAACUAAAGAUGGCGGCGAGAAAACAGAGGUUAUGCCGUCUACAUCAAAGGGUCAACUCACUGCAGGAAAAACAGAGGUCACCGACAGCCCCAAGUCGAGAAUCCCCAAAAAAUCAUUAUCAGAAUCUGCAUCAAAACCCCCAGUAUCACCAGACACAACCUCAGUGGUUGAUGUUUCAGAGGUUGUGCCUGUGGUUGUGCCUGGUUCCAAACAACAGAAAACUCCCGAACCUAAACAUUUAAUGAUGAAAACAGGCACAAAGCUUAUUGUUGAGGAUGAGAAGGGAGUGGGUUCAGGAGAAAAACAAACUUAUGUGCCUGUUAAGUCAGAAGAGGUCUCACCUACUAAAAUACCACUCAUGUCACCUGUGAAGUUCAGCAAAGACAAGAGCAAAGAGAGUUCAGAUAAGGUUAACCUGGUCAAUGGACUGGAGAAUGACCCAGAGGACAACACUACCACUGCCAAAACAAGGGAACCCAAAGAUGUGAAAAAACAGACUCCCACACACCCAGAUAGCAACAACAGCAGCAUGAUACCAAAGAGUCGGUUACCCAAAGCCCCUGACAACUCUUCGGUCAGAAAGGCGAAAAAUGGCAAACCCCAAACCAUCGACACCAGCAGUAAAAAGACCAAAACCACUGAGAGAGCAUCAGGUGUCAAUAGUAGGCCUUCCACACCAACCAGUCCAAAGCAGCAGGAGCUUCCCAGCCCAGAGGAAAGGCCCACAGAUGAGACCCUGAUCCCUGAACCUGAGAAGGGAAGCAAGCUGCCUUGCCCUUUGCCAACAAACUUGUCCCAACAGCCCUCUAAUAAGAGCACUCCACAUGACGAUGGUGACACAUCCACCUCUCCCGCACUGGUACCAACCAAGUCAGAGAAACCUGCCUUCCUUAGACUGAAGAAGCAGAGUAACAUCACAUCUCCCAUUAUGAACAAGACUGCUGAGGAUGCUGGGAGUUUGAAAAGUCCAGUGAAAGAUCCAAGUGAUUCUGUAACUGUGGCUAGCAAGCUUCCGAUGUUGCGUCAGAAAACCCCCCCUAAAGGAAAACGCAGCAAACCCCUUAAGAAAUUUGAGCAAACUGUGAACUCUGAAACACUAUCUGAAACACAAUCUACAUCUGUACAAGAUCAUGUGUCGCUGAUCACAGAUAACUCUCAGAUAGAAGAUCAACAAACCAAACCAGUAAAAGGCUCCUCACUAGUAGCAGACUGUAGCACUGAGCUUGUAAAAUAUCAAACAGAUAAACCAGCAAUCACUGGAAUGACGGAAUCACUGAAGGGCAGCAGUAGUAGUACACCUGAAACAAAACUGGAUGCAAAAUCAGAAAUUGCACAAGAAAAAUCCCUGUCAGUCAGAACUAUCUCUACUACACAGAAACAUCAAACCAAACCACUCUUAGAUCUCUCAUCAGAGAUUGACAGUGACUAUGUGGAAGCCUUAACAGAUACACCACAGCUGCUGACAGGUAAUGUAGAGCCAGGUGUCGUUAUGGAGAAACGCCCAUCUGAACCAAGCCCCAUUGUGUCUGCCUCAGGCACACCUACCCAUGAGGAAGUAAUAGAUACAUCUACCAAGCCUGCAGUUACUGACCGCAUUCAUACUGACACUGACACCCGAACCAAUCAGAAGAGUAAUGAGAGCAAGGACAAUACCUCUACAGCAUCAGAGAAGCUCAUAUCUGGUGCUGGAGAGGAAAUAGGUAGUACCAAUCAGCCUGUGGAAAAUGGCCUGGAUGAAGCUAAGGAAAGCUCACCCAAAAAUGCCUCCACUGUGGUUGAAAGUGGAGAAAGUCACAAUAUGGCAACACAGCCAAAUCUGAUUGGCUUGGAGGAAAGAUCACAGGCACUAGCUAAUGUUCAAACCCCAGAUAUAGUACAUAUUGGUAAUGCCAUAGUUUCUGAUAUAUCCAUAGUUUCUAGGAAAGAGAGUGAAGUACAGAAGGAGGGAGAGCCAGUGAAGGUCUCAGAUAUUCUAACAAAGGGUGGGAUUGUUCAGAAAACAGUUGAAAAUGGAGAGGCCCAACUGAACAAAGAGGUUCCUUCACUGACACAUAAUUUGGCAAAUGCACAUAGGCAGCCACACAAAGGAAAGAAACAAGAGGACAAACCCCAUGAGGCAGCCAAUAAGAGUACCAUAACUAAGAUGGACGCAAAACAGGAAUCAAAGUCCAUAACCACAAAGGCUAAGGAAAAGAAGGAGAAGGUGACAAAACAAGAAGAUAGACCAAGUGAAGGAGUGACUAAAAACACAGUCUUUAAGAUAUUAAACACAAAACAGGAAUCAAAAACCAUAAGCACAAAAUCUCAGGAUGAGAAGGUAUUGGUCCUCAAAGAAACCCCUAAAACUAGAAAAGCAACCCCCAAUACUGAACUGCCUCUUCAGCCGCCAACUUCUCUGAAGCACCCCUCUCCCCUUAAACCUCUCCCUUUGAAACAGGCCUCUCCCUCCAGCUGGUUAGAUGUGGAGCACAGAUCCAAGCGGGAGCAGAAGAGGGAGACCAAGAGGAGGCUGGACUGUUCAGCCAGCGAGGAUGAGAGUCUGGCUGAGUCUGACGAUGUGGAGGACUUCAUCAGAAGCAUAAAGGAACUGGGCACCCCCUUUUCCCUGCCCUCCAAGAGGCACCACAAUCAUCCCAAGACCCCCUCACCCCCCUUUGCUCUGCCCGCCAUCAAGGAGGACCGCUUCGAGAACCCCUUUGAUGCUGAGGGCUUUCAGUUUGGCCUGAAGAAGAGGACGAAGGAUAAAGUAACCCCGGCCAUGUUGAUAAAGAAACAACCUCACAGGGAGGAGAAGACACAGACAAGACAGAAUAGAGCAGAGGGUAGCCUUCUCUACAAAGCUCUCCAGUCUCCAUCUAGAGCCCUGAGAAAACCAGAGUAUCAAACUGACAGUAAGGAUGGAGAGGUGGAAGUGAAGGUAGAAGUGAAGAGGGAGGUAGAGAAGGAAGAGGAGCAAGGGAAAGGAGAAGAAACCGGGCAGCUCUCGUCGCGGCUUGGAAGGAUGUCCAUACUGUCUAAAUUGUUGAGUUCCCCCAAGACUUCCGGAAAGGGCAACGGGGAACCUUCCUCCUCAGUCUCUAAUGGUGCGCCUCCUUCUCUUACAACCCAGGGCACAGUGCCAGGAAGGGCGGGCGGGAGCGGUAUGGAUCCAGGCCUGCUUGUGGGUGUGGGUGCAGCUUGUGAGUCAAUAAUCAGUCCCUCUUCAUCUCCUUCUUUGCCCUCAUUCACUGAGCUAAAGCUACCAGAUCACCUGGAGAAAUAUCUCAGGAAAGACAAAGGAGCUUCACAGAGUAAUGUUACACAGAGUGCUUUGGUUAGUACUGUAACGGACCUAGGUCAGGGUGCUGGACUUCCUCCUCUAAAUAUGGGCGUAAAGGGACUUACGUUAGGACAUCUUUCAGCCAAUAACCACCUCCCACAGGCCCCUCUGAAUGGUCUUCUUACAGCCAACACAAAGAUUCCAGAAGCGAGAGGGUUUCAUAAACGGCCUGGGAAGAUAGUGCUCCAUGAGCAGGCUCAGUUUGAAGGAGUGGCCUACGAGGUGUUUGGUGACGUGGAGGAUGCCUCCAUGAUGAAGCUGUCUCCUGUCAUCUCAGUCAGGGUCAUCAGGGGAUGCUGGCUGCUAUAUGAGAAGCCAGGGUUCCAGGGGCGGACCAUCGCCUUGGAGGAGGGACCCAUGGAGCUGGUCAACGUGUGGGCAGAGGAGGUGACAUCAGGGGCACUGGACCAGAUGGAUCAGCCUGUCCCAACUUCACCCAUGAUCAUCGGAUCCAUCCGCCUGGCAGUGAGGGACUACAGUUUACCUCAGAUUGACCUGUACACUGAGGUGAAUGGUCUGGGGAGGAUGUCAUCAUUCUGUGACGACACCAUCGAGAUCUGUUCCUAUGGGAACAUACAGAACACCGGCUCCAUCAAGGUCCACUCUGGAGUCUGGCUGGUGUAUGGUGACCCAGAUUUUGGGGGUCUGCUAGCGGUGUUGGAGGUGGGAGAGUAUCCCUGUCCAGAGGCCUGGGGAUUCCCUCAGCCCUUCAUCGGAUCUCUGAAACCCCUCAAAAUGGGUGGGAUAAAGGUGGAGCAUUCUAAUGAAGUAAAGGCUCUGGUGUUCGAGAGGCCGUGCUUCGAGGGCAAGUGUGUGGAGAUUGACGAUGAUGUGUACAACUUCAGAGAGGGAGGAGAUGAGGAAGAUGGGGGGGAGGAGGAGGAAGAAGGGAAUCCAGUCAAAAGGAAGACAUUGUGUUCUGUGGGAUCCCUCAAGAUCCUCAGAGGACUCUGGGUGGGCUAUGAUGAGCUUGACUUUGAGGGUCACCAGUAUCUCCUGGAGGAGGGGGAGUACCCUGACUGGAGGGAGUGGGGAGGCUACGGAGAUCAGCUCCUGUCACUACGCCCUGUAUGCACUGACUUCCUGUCUUCCCAUGUGAAGCUGUUCAGUGAGAGGGACUUUGGGGAGAGAGGGGUUCACAUGGACCUGCUGGGGCCUGUCACUAACAUGGAGGACACCUGCUGUGGCCCCAAAGUGCAGUCCAUCAAUGUCCAGGGUGGAGUGUGGGUUGCCUUUGAGAACCCAAUGUUCUCCGGAGAGCUCUACGUUCUAGAGAAAGGCCUCUACGGAAGCCCAGAGGACUGGGGAGGACAGAACCUCAAGAUCUCCUCACUGCAGCCAGUUUUCCAGGAUAACCUGGGUGGAUCAAGCAAGUUCAAGGUCCAGCUGUUCUCAAAGCCUGGGUUCCAGGGCAGAGUGGUGUUACUGGAGGACAGUGUGGUAUCCCUGGAGGAAGACUUCUACCCUGGCUCCUGUAGAGUACUGGCUGGGAGCUGGGUGGCAUAUGAGGGAUCCCAGUUCACAGAGCACAUGUUUGUCCUGGAGGAGGGAGAUUACCCCAACACUGAGUCAAUGGGCUGUCUGGGUCCUGACUCUACCAUCCGCUCCAUACAGACCAUCAGCCAUGAGUUCUCCCUCCCGUCCAUAACGCUGUUCAGUAAGGUUGGCUGUAGAGGCCGUAGGGUGGUGCUGACGGGAGAGACGGUGAACCUGCAGCUGGCUGGGGUGGACAGACGCAUACGCUCCCUGGUGAUCCACGGAGGAAUUUGGGUGUUGUAUGAGGGUAGUAACCACCGGGGCCGUCAGAUCCUGCUACUGCCAAGCCAACUGGAAGAUUGGUGUAAGUUCAGCAGCUGGCCGCGAAUCGGAUCCCUGCGACCACUAUUGCAGAAGCAGGUGUACUUCCGUUUGCGGAGCAGGGAGACGGGCUAUGUGAUGACCUUGUCAGGGCCUCUGGAUGAAAUCAAGCUUUUGCGGGUGCAGGCCCUGGAGGAGACAGGGGGAGUGGACCAGAUCUGGAUCUACCGUGACGGAGUCCUACGCUGCAAGCUGGUGGAGGACUGUUGCCUGCAGACAUCAGGGAGCAUUAUCAUGGCGGGCAGCAGGCUGAGUGUGUCUCCUCCGGAGCCAGGGAUAGACAACCAGCUGUGGAGCAUUACCCCAGACGGCCUGGUCCGAUGCCACCUCAAACCUGACCUGGUGCUGGAGAUUAAAGGUGGACAAAGUUAUGACAAAACUCAAGUGAUUCUCAAUACAUUUGAUGAGAGAAAACACACCCAAAGAUGGUCUUUGGAGAUCCUGUAAUGGAAUGUCCAUCUGGCCCUUGCCCUUCCACAGCAGCUCAGCUCUGUGAUGCAGCUCCACCAUGGGGCCCAUACUCUUGCUUCUUGAUGAAGUUUCUCCAUGGGCCUUAGUGCUCUGUGAUGCUGGUCUGCAGUGGGCCUCCAAACAUUCUGCAACAUUUGUUGAGCUUGAGAGCAGAAAUUCCAAACUGUCUUUGUGAAAUACAACCAUAAACCAGUGAUCUACUCUCUGAAGACAAAACUACACACGGCUAUAGAACAAUCUAUCGAGCAAAGAGCACAGCAUUUUACUUUGAGGACUUGACUGAUGCUGUACAAAUACCACAAUUCAUUUGUUCACUUACCUCUCAUUGAGCAUACCAAAGAAUAACUGUUUGGGAAUGUGCUAGUGUCUCUCCUAUAUUCAUAUCAUUUACAAUGACUUAAGCCCUGUGUUGAUGCUGAUUUUAUCCACAAAUCUCUUUUCUAUGGUACUUUACCAGUCAAUUACUGAGAUCUGUUUUCUUACAAUGUUGCAAAUGUAUAUCCUUUUCAGCACACUUAUUGUUCUAUGGUCACAGAUUCUUCAUGUCAUAGAUGAACACUCCUUACAUUCUCCAAAUAAUGUUUUUUCAUGUCAACUUAAUAUUUUUCUAGACAUCACUGCACAGUACAUUAGCUUCUGCAGGUGUAUAGAUUUUGUUGAAUGACUAAAUAUCAAUUUCAACACUGUGCUACAGUAUCAUGCUAACCACGGUCUUGUAAAUAUGUCAUCAAAAUGCUGUUACAUCUACAAAAAAAAUGGUUUCCUUGAUUGGUGUUACUAUGGCGAAGAAUCUCAAUUACACUUUCAAUGAAGAUCACAAGGUCAAGGACUUGAAUACGUUUUACUUAUCACAUAGCUACAACAGGCAGCCUCUUCUCAGACAGACACACAGUCAUAGCCUUAGCACAGACGAUCAUAAAGGAUCAUUUCUCAUAAUGGAUGCCUAAGGAUUUCGCUGGUUACUCGGACGAGUCCUCUCCGCUGCUGAUCUUGACCACAGUCUUCCCCCGAGCGUGUCCCUUCUCUACCUUCAGCAUGGCCUGGGGCACCUGGGAGAAGGUAAACUCCUCUUCCACCACCGCACGGAUCUGCAGGAACAGGAAGUGCGGUCACAGGAAGUUUAAAAAAAAAUCGAAAACAAACCUGACUUUAGACAUGUGUGAAGGGGACAAGGUCGGGAUUCACUCAAAGGCUUGUUGUCGACAAGUGCAUUGCACUUACCUUCAAAAUAAAAUGUAUACUUUAGCCAAAAUCUCUGCAGCACUUAGCAUGAAUUGAUCUCCACAAACAUCUGAGAAAUUGCCUUUAAAAGGCGCAUUGUUGGUAGUGCAGUGCACAGUUCUGCAACGGGCCUUUGAAUGAAUCCCGGCCAAAUUGAUCUUCCAAAAAAGAAAAUGAAUAACAGAAAAGGUUGAGUCAGAUAUGGUGCAUCUGUCGGCACAGUAACCUACAUUGAAAAAUGGAGAGGAUGGCUGUGAUGAUGAGUAGGCCACCGGUUCCUCUUCUACACAGAAUGACCUGAUCCUUACCUUUGUGUGGAUUGAAGAUAACCUAUAAUUGAAGUGGUGAGGAUGUACUGACAUCUUUCACAAAACUACGACGUACACCAACACUGUACACAACAGCACCCUGUUCAGCCUAGGAUGCUCAUCAUGUAGGUGUAUUGUAUAUUUGAAAAUUAGUUUUACUUUAAACAUGAAAAAAUGACAUUGACACAGUAUAUCGCAUAGUCUGUUGCUAACCUAACAUUGUAUUGAGUCAACACACACCUUUGCAUCCUGUUGUGUUUGUUGUCAUGACAAACAUACCAACAGCAUGGUAGGACAACCAACUGUGGAGGAUCUGGUGACCAGGCCAGGCUGAAGCUAGCCAUCACCGUUUUAUCAGAACAGAAUGGAACCAUGAUGUCAUUGUGGAACGCUUCCAUAAAACCCAGGCAGGCCAUCAAGAGACAGGAAUCUGUCCCGCUUCCAGGCUGGGGAGUGGACCCGGGGGCUGACAAAGGGCCCGGAUUAAGGGCCUAGCACCAAGAUUACACUGGCCUUCCAUCUUGGCCGGUCAGGACAGCCCCGACAAUGCAGGUCUGAUCUGGUCUGACCACACCAAACCCAGCCUGCCUCACUGUCUGUCUGACAAAGGAGAAGGGGAGGUGAGUGUAGUGUACGUGUGUUUGUGUGGCUUCAGCCAAUUGAUGGCUGAAGCGUACCGAUUAGUUCCUCGACUUGGCCAAGGGGGUCAUAAAACCCCAUCUAUUGACAAAUAUAAUGUGGCACUCGGAUGUAAUGGUGCCACUUUUGACCAAUAUAUUUUCACCCUUGAAUCAAUAGGCGCAAUAUGAUAUUUGCUAACCAUAUCAAAGGGAUAUUUCAGGAUAAUCUACUUCCCCAGAGUCAGCUGAAAUCGUGGAAACCAUUUUCAUGUCUCUGUGUAAAGUAUUAAGGAAGGCAGAUGUAUUUCGUGAGCCAACGCUAACUAGCAAUUGCGCAAUGACAAAGUCUAUGGGUAUCUGCUAGCAUGCUAGAAAUAAUUUCAUGGCUGUCUUCAGCUUUACAAAAACUCUGUAUAGAGUAAUGAAGUGGGUGCCCACUGACCCGCUGGGAGACACACAUACACUCACAGUGAAGUGUGUCACAUCCCCCCUUUGGGCAAAGACCCAUCCAGGUCUUUUGUACAUCUCACUCACCCUUUUAUGUCAACACAGGCAGAGAUGAUCAAGUCACAACCAUCUGCUCCACUAUAGGUCCUAGAUAUGGCUUAGUUACCUACUGUCUGUCUCUGAGAGAGUGAGUGAGCUGUGUCUAAUUCUCUGUGGUCACAAGAGUAAUAGGGUGAGGUUUCUAAGGCAGCCUGUGUUUAAUUUUUAAAGCACACUUACACAAAAGCCAUAUAAACCUAAAGAAAUGUCAGACUCACAAAUUGACGCAAUACUAUUAAUUGAGUCUCUCACUAUUAUGGCAUGUUGUUGACUAUCUAUUCCCUUCUGUUACUAUACCAUUUUAAUGGCACAACGAUAAACCCAUGAGGGGAAUGUCUAUUAAAAGACUUACCCCUCAUGGAAGACUAUUAAAGACCUAGUGCACUACUUUUGUGAGAGAAAAAAAAUCUUCAAAAAAGAACAAAUAAAAACGAUUUAUUUAUUAUACACUGCUCAAAAAAAUAAAAGGGAACACUUAAACAACACAAUGUAACUCCAAGUCAAUCACACUUCUGUGAAAUCAAACUGUCCAUUUAGGAAGCAACACUGAUUGACAAAUGCAGGCAGCACGGCACCUCCACGUCUCCUGAUGUACUGGCCUGUCUCCUGGUAGCGCCUCCAUGCUCUGGACACUACGCUGACAGACACAGCAAACCUUCUUGCCACAGCUCGCAUUGAUGUGCCAUCCUGGAUGAGCUGCACUACCUGAGCCACUUGUGUGGGUUGUAGACUCCGUCUCAUGCUACCACUAGAGUGAGAGCACCGCCAGCAUUCAAAAGUGACCAAAACAUCAGCCAGGAAGCAUAGGAACUGAGAAGUGGUCUGUGGUCACCACCUGCAGAAUCACUCCUUUAUUGGGGGUGUCUUGCUAAUGGCCUAUAAUUUCCACCUUUUGUCUAUUCCAUUUGCACAACAGCAUGUGAAAUGUAUUGUCAAUCAGUGUUGCUUCCUAAGUGGACAGUUUGAUUUCACAGAAGUGUGAUUGACUUGGAGUUACAUUGCUCAAAAAAAUAAAGGGAACACUUAAACAACACAGUGUAUAUAUAUUGUUGUAAUUCUGAAUUUUUUUAGGGCACCCCUCCUUCCCGCAGCUACAUGUACGGUUCAGAAUAUUAGGGAAUAAAAGAAAGCCAUCUAAAUAUGCAUAUUUGUCACCCUGAAAAUGUCCACAUUCAGUUCUUCAACCCAUGGUAAUGUUGGAAGGUUAGUGAGCAUAUUAUUAUAUUAAAUUAUAAUAGGCAGAAUAGUGUAGAAUGACCUUGUCUAUUGCCUGCACUAACCAUGGGGUUCAAACUGUUAUGACUUGGUUUGGGCUCCGCUCCAUAAAGAUUUCAAUUAGCCUACAUGUAUUUGAUUAUUUUUAUAUUUUAAACUGUUACUAAUGAUCCUCAGCUACAACCACACAGCAGUGACGUGUUAACAGAGGAAGCAAAUGAAAGUAAAUUAAACAAUGGAAAUAAAUGGAAUUAUAAUGUAGGCUAUACCAACUGAAGGAAACAAACAGUAAAUUGAGAGUUGAAUAUGUGGUUAUUGGGCCUACUUACGGUCGAUACUGACAGUGGCUAAUAUUUAACAUGAAAGAAAUGUUAAUAAUUAGUACUGCUGUUUAUUGACUGAUCAGAUAAGACUCUUUCAUUCAAUUGGACCACAAUCAUCUCCACCCCUAAAUAGGGAUGGCACUAAAUCAGGUCAUAAAAGAACAACACAGAGAUUGGAAAAUACAUUUGCAAUUCAGCUUCGUUGCAUUCUUCUAAACGGAGAGUCAUAUUCAGACCAUGAACUGCCUGAUGAUCUUCAUGCUAGUGGCUCUUUUAGUCAUUGCUUAUGCUGUAAAUGAUACCGGCCAGAGUCUUGACAAUGGCCACUGAGGAUCCCAUGGAACAUUCACCAAGAGUAGGGACUAGGGGGUGUUAACCCCUGUGUCUUGCCCAGAUGCCCAACUGGCAACUUCUACUGAACUGAUUCCUGUUUGACCCUUUUGUCAUGAUUUGUACUUCCCUUUUGCAGAAUAAAAUUGCAAUGAGAAAACA